Messenger RNA from Penicillium argentinense, 2115 nucleotides. Its product is annotated as Zn(II)2Cys6 transcription factor. The transcript has 3 exons. Gene Ontology annotation, cellular component: nucleus. NCBI's taxonomy places the organism in Eukaryota, Fungi, Ascomycota, Eurotiomycetes, Eurotiales, Aspergillaceae. Bases 1 to 2115 code for a protein of 704 amino acids. Gene Ontology annotation, biological process: positive regulation of transcription by RNA polymerase II. The record is from RefSeq and is a predicted model, not a curated record. Gene Ontology annotation, molecular function: zinc ion binding; transcription cis-regulatory region binding; DNA-binding transcription factor activity, RNA polymerase II-specific.
AUGGAGCAGUCAUAUCAGCAGCCCCAGGCAGCCCUGGCCGGCUUUCUCGAUUCAAUGCAGCAGGACUCAGGCAUGUCUGCCUACUCGCUGUUCGGGCCCACGCAGUAUCCCGACAGUGUCGCGUUUUGGCAUGAUCCCUCCGCUGCUCCGGCCAUGGCCGUGCCCGCUCCGUCAUACCCGAAGCAGCCGACCUUGCUCCAACCCAUCUCCGAUCAAAAGAAGCACAAGCGCACCCGCAGCGGCUGCUUCACCUGUCGGGCUCGCCGUAUCAAGUGCGACGAGUCCCGUCCCGUGUGCGAACGCUGCAGAAAAGGCAGCAGGGACUGCGUCUAUCCCUCGCCCACGACAUCCUCUUCAAAGGCCGCCGGCCGCACCACGGCGAAAUCACGCAGUGUACGCCCGCCCUCGCAAGGAAGUGAUUCCUCGAGCAAGGUAGAGACUGAUACCAUCAGUCCUUUGGAGCCCAUCAUCGAUGAGGAGGAACCCGGCAGUGCCGGUCCAGUAUCAAGACCGUCUCCACCCAGCGGUGGCGGCAAGUCUCGUCCCGAACUGGACAGGACGCAGAGUGGUCAGUCAGUGCACAGACGCAGUAACAAGCAGACGCCCGAGGCCGAGAACUUUAAUAUCAUAGACCCGAGUAGCUCGCCCUCGACUACGGAGUCAUCGUCUCGGUUUGAAUCGAUGAGCGUACGAUCAGCUAGCAUCAGUCACACCACUCUCGAUCUCUUGAAUUCCUCCCGCUUGUCGGAAGAUCUACGUUUCUAUCUGAACUAUCACCAAGAAUUCAUCUCGCACGAACAUUUCUUUUUGAGAUCCGGCAGCGAACGCUUCAUCCAUGACAGCAUCAUUGAACUUGCCAUGGGGUACGACCCGUUGCUCUAUGCCCUCGUCGGGUUUGCAGCAUAUCUUCACACCUUGCACACUCCCGGUGGAAAACUUUAUACGUUUCUGAAAUAUUAUAAUAAAGCAUUGGUUCUCUUGCGAAAGUCACUGGGCUCCGGAGAAGAGCACACGGAGGCAACUCUGUGCACCGUGCUUGUGUUGACAACUUUCGAGGAAUACAUCGGCGACUGGGUGAACUUGAUUGAUCAUCACCAAGCCGCACAUGCAUUGGUGCGAGAAAUAUUGACGCCGGAAUCAUCCAACACCGUUGAACUACACACCAACAUCUUCCUGUGGUAUGCACGCUUCGACAUUGUCGUUGGAAUCGUGGCUGGGACGGAGGCGGUUCUUGGGCGAGACUGGUACAUCGGUAAGGAACAGUACGACGCCGAGCAAGCUGCUCUCUAUCCCAACGACCCGGCAAAGCAGCUUGCACUUGUUGCCUCAAUCAACCGUCGAUUCGGCUUGGAGAUGGCCUCGCUGUAUGCGAGGUUAUCGCGUGGUCUGAUCCCAAUGGACCAAUUUGUCGUGCAAAACCAACAGCUCGGGCAGACGAUGGAACGUGCAAAGAACAUCAUCAGAGAAUUCGACAAUUCCGAAUACACAGUCCGUUCCUAUCCGAAUCAACAACCUCUGACAGACGAUGAUAUUGUGGACCCUUACGUACCAGGCGUUCUACACACAGGCCCAUUGUGGGAUGCCAAUUACGCAUGGAUUGACCUUCUUUCGACUGAGUUGAUGUUCAAAUACCAAACAAUGCUCGCUUUGCGACAGCCCUUGCUUCCAGAAUUGCAAAACUUGGCCUUUGAGCAAUGUCGACUUCUCGAAACCAUUGACCGCUGGCCGAACAAGGGUUAUGGACACUGUAUUGGGUUCAAAAAUAGCAUCGGCCUUUCCAGCAUGUUCCUCACCAAAGACGCCAAGCAUCAAAUGUGGUCUCGGCGCAAGUUGGCCAUGAUGGAACAACAUGGAUACAUUAUCCCCCCAAAAUUCCGCGAAGCCUUAGGUGCUAUCUGGCAAAUCCCCGAACUCGAACACUGGUGGCUCCCGAACGACGAAGGAUACUAUGAUAUCAUCCGCGAAAUCCGUGCCUUGUCUGCCGAACGCAUGAGCCAACCCCGCGACGACUUCCGCGAGAACGUGCGCGAUAUGAAAUCCCUUUUCUGGAAAUUGAGCGUGGAUGAUCAGAAUGAGGAGCAGAGUCCUUCAAGUAGCCAUAGCGGUUAUCCUUGA